Molecule: messenger RNA, 1255 nt
Organism: Acanthopagrus latus (yellowfin seabream)
Lineage: Eukaryota; Metazoa; Chordata; Actinopteri; Spariformes; Sparidae
Gene: dctn3
Product: dynactin 3 (p22)
Exons: 7
Coding region: 79-642 (187 amino acids)
Biological process (GO): cytoskeleton-dependent cytokinesis
Cellular component (GO): dynactin complex
Source: RefSeq, a predicted model, not a curated record
UCAGCGUGCGACGCCGCUGGUGACGUACGUAUUACUGGGCAGUUGUUGAUUCUGUUGUGUCCAUUAUAAGCUUCAAGAAUGGAUAAAAAACUGGAGACGGAUAACCUGGAAAUGCGUCUUCAGGCGCUGGAGAACCAGAUCCACGGCGAGAGAAGAAACAGGAGUGGAAAACCUCUAAAGUGUGCCGAGUCUUUGGCCAGGAUUCAGGCAGGUCUGACAAGUACAGCCAACAAGAGAGAACGAGUAAAGAUCCUGCACAAGAAGAUUGAAGACCUGCUGAAGUACCUGGACCCCCAAUUCACCGACCACAUCACUGUACCAGACGCCAUGAAGCUGGAGUUCAUUCUCGCUGAGGAGGACUUCCUGCUUUCCCAGGCUGCUUUGCUGGAGCAGGUUAGCAACAUGCAGCCGUUGCUGGACAGCAACUACAUCAGAGACGUACCAGAACACGCCACCAAACUGCAGCGCCUGUCACAGAUUCACAUCAAAGAGCAGGACCAAACUGAGGCUCAGUCCCUGGAAGUCAAGAAGCUUUUUGAGGAAUACAACAAAAUGAUGUUCCUGCUGUCCAAGCAGUUCACCCAGUGGGACGAGACCCUGAGGAAGCUGGAGGAGGCCAAGGGCAUUCGGCCUGUGGAGUAGCUCCUGUCAACACACUGAUGAUGAAGGAACGGCACCGUGGUGGGAGCUUAAGUUCAGAUCAGUUGACCCAAAUAUAGGUUGUUCUUCCCCAAUGAGUCACAACAGAAGUGGGACAGAAGGAGUGCAACAUUUCACGGUUUUGAUUUUAUUUUACAUUGAAACCCUAAAUACCUUUUUCCAUGAUUUUGUUACUUUCAGAAAACCCUAAUACCAGUUAUACAGUAAAUCUGGAAUGAAAUGACUGGAGGAAAAUGUCAAUUGUAUGUGAACUGUGUCUCAUGUGACUCUUCGUCAGUCGUCCGGAGGAACUCGCUCUCAUCACGUGACGUGUGGCUCAGACAGCUUCAACAUGCUGCUGUUGUUAUUUAUUUUCAGACAAUAGAGCUUUUAUCAUUACAUAUUUACUCACCUUGUAACACAUUCCAACAUCUCUGCCGCCAGCCAGUCACAAGACUUUGGUUUCUUGCCCCUUUUGCUCAAAACACAAACACAUCUUCUUCAAGGCUUUAGAUUUUCUCUCUAGAUGCCUUCUGACAUUAUUUGUAAAAACUCUUACUUGUGUCUUGUAGGACUGCGCUUCAAACAAUAAAUAUUGCAUUUUUCUUUGACUAUU